CACCAUACAUCAUCGCGAAUCCUUGACAGUUUAUCUCAAAAGCGGACACAACAAGCGAAGUCACAGAUUGCAGAGUAGUCGACCGCUCUGAACUUUGUUGCAGCCUACCACAGUAUCAGCCACAGCACGCCUCGAGUCGCUAAGCCGCGCUAGCGACGUCAUUGAGAUCGGAGAAAGACACAGUGACGCGCUCUUCCGCGAUGCGUGCUUGUGCGUGCCGCUCUCAGCGAAACUCUAGGGAGUGUGGAAAAUGUGGCUGCAGCUAAAGGUGGUAUUGAAAGGACUCAUUGUCCUUUCUAGACUCUAUGCCUACCCUAACAUUGCUUCCUGGAACUACUGCACCGCACAGGAACCAUAACCACGAUGAGCACCGAGUCCGCCUCAUCGCCAACCAGAUCCUCAAUCCAUGUAACGAAGCGAGACGACCGCUCCUCGUACAUGCUUCUCAUCCAACUUCUCACGCGUCCCUUCCGCAACCACCUCGGCCGCCCUAAAAAGUACCACCCCAAGGGCUCCAUAGAGCUAGAAACCCCCAAGAGCGUCCUAGCAACAUGUACCGCCACACAUCGAACGGUUUGCGACAUCAACGUUUACGACAUCGUCCCUAAAAAGCCGGCUCGUACAUCGAGACGGAUAUACUAUUUUGGCGGCGGAGGAUGGCAAAGCCCGCCCUCGCCUCAGCAUUGGCAGGUGUGCGCCAAAUACGCGAUGGAAAUACCUGGCACGAUAGUAACUCUCGUUUCGUAUCCGCUUGCGCCCAAUAAUCCCGCACCGAGUGCAUUUCCCAUGUUGAUGCGGCUCUAUCGGAUCGUUAUGGAGAAGGCCAACGAAUUAGGAGAAAAGGUGAUACUAGCAGGCGACUCCUCAGGGGGCAACAUCGUGCUCUCGCUGGUGUUAGAAGCGCUGCGAGAAGACGAGAAGGCCGCGACGAGCGAGACUGAGCAAAAGCGGAUACCACACCCGGCCGCCGUCCUGGCCCUCUGCCCCUCGACCGAUCUCACGCGCAACAACCCCGAUAUCGAGAAACUCGCAAAAUUCGAUCCGCUUCUCACACCCACAUUUGUCAGACAAACAGCACGCGCGUGGCAUGCGGACUGGGAUCCUGCAGACAGACGGGUCUCGCCGAAUAAUGCGGACAUCUCGUUGCUCGGCAGGAGCGGGAUCAAGGUGCAUGGAAUCACAAGUGGAUACGACAUACUCAGCCCUGAUGCGAUCAUUUUUCGGGAUAAGCUGGCGGAAGAGGGUGUGCAGGGAGAAUGGCUGCACUGGGAGAAACAGAUGCACUGUUUCAGCCUCACAUUGCCAUAUGGGCUGCUAGAAGCUAGGGAAGCCUUCGCAUGGAUCGUAAGUAUCCUCAAGGAUGUAUAGGCUAUCGGCUCUAUCACGGUCUUAUAGUUUCCUCCCUAGAGAAGGCGGCGAUGGCCGGUAGAUGUUGUGCAUUGGGGUAGACCAAUGCCGAAGAUUUUUUUCAGUAGAUACCCUUCUCACAUGCAAUGCAAUGUUUCCACAUGCUUC
Molecule: messenger RNA, 1515 nt
Organism: Trematosphaeria pertusa
Lineage: Eukaryota; Fungi; Ascomycota; Dothideomycetes; Pleosporales; Trematosphaeriaceae
Product: alpha/beta-hydrolase
Exons: 1
Coding region: 364-1368 (334 amino acids)
Molecular function (GO): hydrolase activity
Source: RefSeq, a predicted model, not a curated record